Messenger RNA from Trichoplusia ni (cabbage looper), 711 nucleotides. It is a transcript of the gene fabp, whose product is annotated as sodium/calcium exchanger regulatory protein 1. Bases 104 to 502 code for a protein of 132 amino acids. The record is from RefSeq and is a predicted model, not a curated record. Gene Ontology annotation, biological process: fatty acid transport. The transcript is spliced from 4 exons. Lineage: Eukaryota; Metazoa; Arthropoda; Insecta; Lepidoptera; Noctuidae. Gene Ontology annotation, cellular component: nucleus; cytosol. Gene Ontology annotation, molecular function: fatty acid binding.
GCAGUUGUACCGUUUACCGCGCUUAUUCAUUCCAGUGCCGACCGGUAGUAAAGACUCACAUAUUUUUUAGCUUUCUUAAAAGUAUAUUAUAAAUUAAAAAAAAAUGGAAUUCCUUGGCAAGAAAUACAAGAUGAUCUCUUCGGAGAACUUCGACGAGUUCAUGAAGGCUAUCGGUGUUGGCCUCAUCACCCGCAAGGCCGCCAGCGCCGUCACCCCGACGGUGGAACUCCGUCAGGACGGAGACACCUACACCCUCGUGACGUCAUCCACCUUCAAGACCACCGAGGUCAAGUUCAAGCCCGGUGAGGAGUUUGAUGAGGAGAGGGCUGAUGGUGCCAAGGUGAAGUCAGUGUGCACGAUCGAGGGCAACACCCUGAAGCAGGUGCAGAAGUCCCCGGACGGCCUGGAGAUCUCAUACAUCAGGGAGUUCGGGCCCGAGGAGAUGAAGGCUGUGAUGACCGCCAAGGACGUGACAUGCACCCGCGUGUACAAGGUGCAGUAACUUGUCCCGCGGCGCCGCCUGUCCUGCACAACUAUACAUUACGUUAGGCGACUAGUGUCUCCGCUCGAAUUUCUCUCCCGAAAACAUCAAAUAAUAUUAUUUUUGUACUUUCAGUGUAUUUUGCCAAAGUUACGUGUGAACGUAUUCUCUUGAUGUUUUUCUGUUGUAUAAGUUUUUCAGUGCAUAUUUAAAUAAACGGUUUUUUUGUA